Candida tropicalis MYA-3404 is the source of this 939-nucleotide messenger RNA. RefSeq lists its product as uncharacterized. Gene Ontology annotation, biological process: glycerol-3-phosphate metabolic process. Gene Ontology annotation, molecular function: glycerol-3-phosphate dehydrogenase (quinone) activity. Bases 1 to 939 code for a protein of 312 amino acids. Lineage: Eukaryota; Fungi; Ascomycota; Pichiomycetes; Serinales; Debaryomycetaceae. Gene Ontology annotation, cellular component: glycerol-3-phosphate dehydrogenase (FAD) complex; mitochondrion. The transcript has a single exon. The record is from RefSeq and is a predicted model, not a curated record.
AUGGAAGAGUUAUGUUCUUCUUGCCAUGGCAAAGGUAAAGUUUUGGCCGGUACUACUGAUACUCCAUUAAAGAAAGUCCCUGAAAACCCAGUUCCAACCGAAGAAGAAAUUCAAGAUAUUAUCAGAGAAAUGCAAAAAUACCUUGUCUUCCCAAUUGAUAGAAACGAUGUCUUAUCUGCUUGGUCAGGUAUCAGACCAUUAGUCAGAGACCCAUCUACUAUUCCAAAAGGUCAAGAAGCUUCUGGUAAAACCGAAGGUUUGGUUCGUUCCCACUUGUUAGUUCAAUCUCCAACUGGUUUGGUCACCAUUUCUGGUGGUAAAUGGACCACUUACAGAGAAAUGGCCCAAGAAACUGUCGAUUACCUUGUUGACCAUUUCAACUAUGGUGACAAAAAGAUUUUACCUUGUCAAACCAACAAAUUGAUUUUGGUUGGUGGUGAAAACUAUACCAAGAACUAUUCUGCCAGAUUAAUCCAUGAAUACAAAAUCCCAUUGAAAUUGGCUAAGCACUUGUCACACAAUUAUGGUUCUAGAGCUCCUUUGGUCUUGGACUUGUAUGCUGAAAGUGAUUACAACAAAUUGCCAGUCACUUUGGCUGCGGCUAAAGAAUUUGAACCAUCAGUUAAAAGUGCCAAUGAAGAUAACCAAUUAAGUUAUCAAAGUUUCGAUGAACCAUUUACCGUUGCUGAAUUGAAAUACUCCUUGAAAUACGAAUACCCAAGAACUCCACUUGAUUUCUUGGCUAGAAGAACAAGAUUAGCAUUCUUGAACGCCAGAGAAGCACUUAAUGCCGUUGAUGGCGUUGUUGAAAUCAUGAGUAAAGAGUACGGCUGGGAUAAAGAAACUGAAGAUAGAUUGAGAAAAGAAGCCAGACAAUACAUUGGAAACAUGGGUAUUUCCCCAAAGAAAUUUGACGUUGAAAAAAUUGUUAUUCAAUAA